AUGGAACCCAAUGGACCGGCUGUCAACGCAUGCACUAGUGGUGACUGCGGCUCAGAAAUGGAAAUGAAAGGCAUUCCCAAGGCCGUAUUCAUGGAGGACGUCGACGCGUAUCUGAAAGCAAAUAAUUUUGGUACACUGAUGGAGGCUGGUCGUGCCUUUGAAGAACUCCACCAAAAAUAUCAACUUAUAGAGCGCGCCUUACUACAAAGGAAGCUUCGAUUAAUGCAACAACUUCCUGACAUUCAAAAAACACUUGCUGUAGUUAGACAAUUGCAGAAAAAAAACACUGAUUUGGAUGUUACUUUUGAAGUCUCCAACCAGUUGUUUGCUCGCGCUCACAUACCAAAAGCUGAUCGUGUGGGUCUGUGGCUGGGGGCAAAUGUGAUGCUAGAAUACAACUUGGAGGAAGCCGAAAAGAUUUUGAUGGAGAACGAAGAUUCAGCGAAACAGUCUCUAGCUGAUGUGGAUCGAACAUGGGAGUUCUUGAAAGAGCAGACCACAAUAGUCGAAGUGAAUCUGGCUCGAUUGCACAAUCUGUCAGUGAAGCAAGGACGGCAAACCCAGGCUGCCGCGGGCACUGCCUAA
Messenger RNA from Echinostoma caproni, 585 nucleotides. The record is from the annotation of a GenBank genome assembly. NCBI's taxonomy places the organism in Eukaryota, Metazoa, Platyhelminthes, Trematoda, Plagiorchiida, Echinostomatidae.